CAUUAUCUUAUCUAGGGGUGUCUUUGGUAUGCUAAAACGGGUAAUUGAUUCAGAUGCAGCUAUGACUGAGGACUUAGUUGCUUAUAACAUUAUUCCACUGGAUGCUCCUACUAUAACUAAUGCCAUUGUGUCUUUGCCUGAGGUCCAAGCUGCAGUGUCAGCAUUGAAUUACUUUAUGGGCUUGCCAAAUCUACCUGCAGAUUUUUCUCUUCCUAAUACAAGGACUGCUGAUAUGCUUGAUUUUCUACAGUUUGUCUUUGGUUUUCAGAAAGACAAUGUUUCUAACCAACGUGAGCAUGUAGUUCUCUUGCUUGCAAAUGAGCAAUCUCAACUUCGUAUUCCUGAAGAAAGUGAACCAAAACUGGAUGAGGCUGCUGUACAUAAGGUAUUUCUGAAGUCUCUUGAGAAUUACAUCAAAUGGUGCAACUACUUGUGUUUCCAACCUGUAUGGAGCAAUCUGGAAGCAGUUAGCAAGGAAAAGAAGUUACUCUUUGUUUCUUUGUACUUCCUGAUUUGGGGGGAAGCAUCUAACAUCAGAUUUCUUCCUGAAUGCUUGUGCUACAUAUUUCAUCAUAUGGCGAGGGAAAUGGAUGAAAUUUUGAGGCAGCAGAUUGUACAACCAGCCAAGAGUUGCAAUUCAGAGAAUGGUGUGUCAUUCCUUGGUCAAGUUAUUACUCCGUUGUAUGAGGUGGUGGCUGCGGUAUGUGCCAGUCUUUCAUCACCAAUUUAUCUCCACAUUUAUCAUACUGUCCUUAGAAAAAAGUAGUUUUACUGAGUUCUUAGAUUCUGAUGUACUUUUUUGGUUAUAUGCUGUAUGUAUAACCCUGCAAUCUCCUCUUCCUUCCUCCUCUUCCUUCUUUUCCUUCUAUUAGCAGAUUAAAUCUUUGAGAAGCUUCAAGCUCUAGUGCUGGUUGUGAUGCUAAUACUCGAAUCUUGCUUGCCAAGGAGUCUAUCCUUGGCCUCCAUUGGUUGCUUAAAUUACCUUAACUAUAUUAUAGUUACCAUUUCUUAUUACUAAACAGCCUUAAGGCUUAAACUAAUAUAAACCUUGACAAUGUCUGUCUGUUAUUGGUGUCUGUUAUUGGUCAAAUAUGUUCUUGGUUUUGGAGCCUUCUCAGAAUCAUUUAUGCUUGAAAGUGGUUUGGAGCAUUCUGUUACAGUGAAGGAAUCGGGAAUUGGAGAUGGCUGUAAAUGUACCUUGUUGAAGAAUCUAAGGAGCAAGUUGGGGAAGAAGCUGCAGUUCUAUAUUGCAUUCCAAGGAUAGUUACAUUUGUUAUACUCUAGACCUUUGAAUCUCACAAGCCACAACAAAAAGACCUCAAUUCUAAUAUGGUUGGAAUGAGAUCUGUGAAUCCUUAUGAUUAGAUUCACCUAUAGCUAAGACCAUGCUCCAUGUAGGAGGGAGUGAUUUCUUGAAAAUUUAGAUUAAUCAGUCUUUUUACAUUUUGUUUUUUGGCCAAAUGAUUAAUCGAUCCUUUACUUGUUAUACAUUGACUUCCAAUAAUUCUUUUUAAAACUA
Molecule: messenger RNA, 1519 nt
Organism: Rubroshorea leprosula
Lineage: Eukaryota; Viridiplantae; Streptophyta; Magnoliopsida; Malvales; Dipterocarpaceae
Source: the annotation of a GenBank genome assembly